AGAAGAAGAGGCAGGAGCCCGGGCUGGAGCCCGAGGCCAAACCACGGCGGCCGAGGCUGAAGAAGCCGAAUGAGGCUGCAGAGGAGGCUCCAGCCCCGGCACAGGGGGUGAAGAAGGUGAGGAAGAAGAAGGAGGAGAAGGGGGAGGAGGAGAGCGACAAGGACCCCUCCUCCAAAUUCCCCAAGGAGCCUCGGAAGAAGAAAGAAAGCCUGGCUGCCCGCUCCCAGGUGGCCAAGGGCUCCAAGAAGCCACAAGAGCCGGCAGAGGAUGAGGAUGAUGAGGAAGAGGAAGAAGAGGUGGAGAAUAAAAACCCGCCCAAAAAGCUCAAGAAGAAGGUUCCCAAAGAGCCCCUCUCAGGUGGGGGGGAGAAGAAGCUGAAGCCCAAGGAAGACAAGAGUGACCCUGAGAGCAAAGCCAAAUCUGCCAAAAGCGCCAAGAAGGAGCCAAUGUCCGUGUUCCAGGUGAAGAAGGAGAAGAAAGGCAAGAAGAAAGCUGCCACCAGCAGUGAUGAGGAGGACGAUUCCGACUCCAGCACCAAACCCAUUAGGUCAGAGAAGAAGAAAAACCCAGCAUCCCUCUUUCAGACUGGUGGGGACCCCCCAAAAGAGAAAAAAUCCAAAAAGAAAGCUCCUCCCAAAGGGGAUGAGAGCGAGGAGGAGACCCCGGAGACCCUGCAGAAAAACUCCAACAAGAAGGGGAAAGCAAAGAAAUCAAAGAAGCAGAAGGAGGAGAGGCCCCCGUCCCCUGUGAUCGAGGUGGAGAACCUGGAGGAGUUUGUGCUGCAGCCGGCGCCGCAGGGCGUCACCGUCAAGUGCCGGGUGACACGGGACAAGAAGGGCAUGGACAGGGGGCUCUACCCCACCUACUACCUGCACCUGGACAAUGACAAAAAGGUGUUCCUCCUUGCUGGGAGAAAGCGUAAGAAGAGCAAAACCUCCAACUACCUCAUCUCCAUCGACCCCACCGACCUGUCGCGGGGUGGAGAGAACUUCAUCGGGAAGCUGAGAUCCAACCUGAUGGGAACGAGGUUCACCGUGUUCGACAACGGCGCCAACCCCGACAGGGCCAACGCCGACUGGUCCAACGUGCGGCAGGAGCUCUCGGCCGUGGUCUACGAAACCAACGUUUUAGGGUUCAAAGGCCCCAGGAAGAUGACUGUCAUCAUCCCUGGCAUGAAUGCUGACUGUGAGAGGGUGCCCAUCCGGCCCCGGAAUGAUAACGACGGCCUCCUGAUGCGAUGGCAGAACAGGAACAUGGACAACGUGAUCGAGCUGCACAACAAAGCCCCGGUGUGGAACGAUGAGACCCAGUCCUACGUCCUCAAUUUCCACGGCCGUGUCACCCACGCCUCCGUCAAAAAUUUCCAGAUCGUGCACAGCAGUGACCCUGACUACAUCGUGAUGCAGUUUGGGCGUGUGGCGGAUGACGCCUUCACCAUGGACUACAACUACCCCCUGUGCGCCGUGCAGGCCUUCGCCAUCGCCCUCUCCAGCUUCGACGGGAAGCUGGCCUGCGAGUAGCACCUGCACUGGGACCACUGGGGCCACCAGGACCACUGGGACCACUGGGGCCACUGGGGCCACCAGGACCACUGGGACCACUGGGGCCACUGGGGCCACCAGGACCACUGGGACCACUGGGGCUGCAAGGGCCACCAGGGCCACUGGGACUACCAGGACCUCCAGGGCUGCUGGGACCACAGGGUCACCGGGGCCACUGGGGCUGCUGCCAGUGCCCCGAGGAUGCUCCUGCAUCCCUGUCCUGCUCCGCUCCCUGAAUUUCCACCUUCCUGCAGCCCUGGCUCCUCCUGGGGUGGUUCGAGGCACCUGGUGCCCGCUGGGUGCUGUGGGAUGCUCACCCAGCUGCAGCCACGCUGCCUCUCCGGGUAAAUUCGGGGCAAAUUGCUGGGAUGGGGUGAUGGCAGAGCCAGGCUGGAGGUGAAUUCAUAUUCAGCAGAUGAGGCUGACUGCAAUCCCUGUCUCAUCCCUUUGUUGGACUCAGAUCCUGGAAACUCAUCUGCCCUCUCCCCUGCUUUUUUAUUUUUUCUUUUGGGUUUUUUGUUUGUCUGUUUUUGUUUGGUUUUGGGGUUGUUUGUUUGUUUCUAAAGGUUUAUGCUCAGUCUCCCAGUGAGAAGGGGGUAGGUGGUCUCCUCACUUUGUGUUUCCUCAUCCCUGCCCACAUGCAGGUGGGCUCUGCCUAAGCUCCCAGCUAAACCCCCCAUGCCAGCUCAUUGCCCACCGGGCACAAAACCCCUCUUUUGCCCCAUUUUGCCCUGGUGUGAGUGGAUGGCUAGUGCCCAUGGUGUGUUUGUACCCACUGGGUCUCACCUCACUGCCCAGAAUUUGCUUUUUAGGGAUUUGGGGCCCUGAGGAGCAGCCUGGCGCCGGCAGCACGCGGGCACGUGCCGAGGGGUGACAGUGCCAGCAGAGGAGGGCUGGCAGGCACGUGAGGCAGAGCUUGCAUUGCUGGCAGGUGGCCCAGCUGGGCCAGGGCUGCCAGGAGGGACCUGGAAGAGAAAACUCAGGGUGCACCAGGAAGCAGUGAGUGACUCACGAGGCGUGGCGCGGUGCUGAGUCACGCUCAGCACCCAGACGGGCCCUGCUGGGCUCCCCGUGCCCUCAACCCUCGCUGCCCCUUUGCUCUGCCGUGCCCCUCACGUGCCCCAGGUGUCCCCAGAGCUGGUGCUCUCUGUUCAUGAGAGGAGGUGGGCAGAAGGUGCCAUCCCCUGUCUCACAUUGAUGGGGAGAUGCUGAACAAAAGCAGCUCACAGGGAGCAGGGCAGCUCAUGCCCCCAGUUCCACCAGUUAUGGGGUGAGGAUUUGGCUGCACAAACAAAUCUGAUUAAUUCAGUGGUGAGAAAAACGGGGACGUGCCAAGGAGCCCUGAGAUGGCAUCCUCAGCUCUCUGGUGCUGUGUCUCACCUGCUCAGCUCACACACUGACUCCAGAACCAUGUGGGAUUCCCUUCCCAGGACACAAAGGGGUUGUUCCCCCCUUCUGGGGGUGAUAUGAGCCCCCAGAUCAAUGCAGCUGAGAGGCAGAAAGGCUGAGGAGCAGAUGGAUGAGAUGGAUGUGGUUGUGCAAGAGGGAUGCUCAUCCUCUCCGGGCAGUGUCGCAACAGCACCGUGGGCUGAGCCUGGAGCUGAGGACAGAUGACAGUGACAGGGGCACCAUGAGCUGCUGGACCACUGGUGAACAUCUGCCCCAGAGGCUUUGCAGAUGGGAGUGGAGCUCUUCCCCAGCUGCAUGAAUCUGGCCUUCAUGAUUCUCGUGGUGGGGCAGGCAGAGGUGGACAGCUUGGGGACAAGCCAGCCCGUGUGGGACAUCAUCCAUCACCCAGACAUUGAGCUCAGGGAACACUUUGUGAGCUAAAGGCAGAACCAGCCACAGCAGUUCGGGGCCAGCAUCCCUGACGAGGUAUGGCCAGCAAAUGUGGGGAAAGCAGGAGCUUUCUGCCCAAAUCCAGCCACAGGCCCAACAUCUGUUUGAAAUCGGGACGAGCUCAGCUCACGGUUGAGGCAAUGCUUGUCCCCAUUUCCUCCAGUGCAAGGAGAAAAGAAGCAGCCGGGUGAGAGAGAGGGCUUUGGGCUCCCCACAUUCUGUCUGCUGUUAUCCCAGCUGCUCCCUGGGUUGAUUGUCCCUCCCCUCACCCAAAAACUUUCCAUUUUCCAUUUGCCCACUGUUGCUUGCAGGUUUCCCUGGCCUGCCACCCGUGGCAGAGCAGAAUCCCUGUCCUGGGUGUCCCUUGCAGUGUCACCCAAAGCCAGAGCAGCCGCUGCAUCAGCCGCCCACCCCAAAUCCCUUUUACAAACCCUCUAACGCAAACCAACUGUGGCAGAAGAAACAAAUGAAAACAAUUUAAUGGGGCGAUGGAUGUUCGGGCCCUUUGUUUGCGCUGGCUGUUAACACCAGAGGAGAUGAGGGAUGGAAGCAGUUGAAAUGUGGAUCUGCUCUGGCCGGCGGAAAGUGUGACGGAUGCGCCGGCAGGCCAAUGGCUGAGGGUGCCGGGGUGUGCGUGGGUGUGAAAGGAAUGCUCGCUGCAAGAAAAGAUAAAAAAAAAAAAAAAAAAGAAGAAGAAGAAAGAGCCUUAUCAAUGGUGCUUGAGUCCAAAGUGUGUGUGUUCCUUGGAGAAAGGGUUUCCUCAAUCCCCAGGGAUGGUGUUUUCCCUGCAGUGUGGGAUUUUGAGGGUUCGGAGGUUGUUUUAGGGGUGCUGGCUCUGGGCUGGUGCUGUAGGCGUGGAUUUAACCCCACAAAGUGCCCGUGCAGGGGCACAAGCAUGGCCAGUGGCCAGAGGCGACUGUCGUCAGCUCCUCAAGGGAACCUCCUGGGAAAUGUUUUAUUUUUGCAGAGGUGCUUAUAAGGCAAAGGGGAGGAAGAAAAUAAGGCCCCACCUCGCUGCUGAGCCCAUCCCAGCCAGGACUUGUGUCCCUGCAGCGCUGGUGGCUCUCUCUGUGGUUCGUCCCCAUCCUGUCCUGAUGGGUGCAAAGAUGCUGGUCCAGAGCUGAGCAGCAAGGUGGACAUGGGGGCUCUUCAACCACUGGCUUCUCCCUCUUUUGCAGAGGGGAUUUGGGGGGCUCCAUGCACCCAGCUCUGAGCCCUGCUCUCUUUGGGGGGCUGACAGAUAUUUCUGUGGGUUCCAGGAGGCAAAAGCCCCACUGGGAAAGCACCUGAGGAGGGAAGGGCUGGUACAUGCUGGGGGCUGUGGGAGGGGAGACCAGCACUGGGAAACUCCUUGUCCAGCAAUGGAACUGCUGGAGAUGUUUGGUUCCCAGCGAGCUGCCCUGGCCCCAGCCCUGGGGAUCUCUCUCCACCUCUGAAGUGGCAAAACAUUAAUUAAUUAAAGAAGUGAUUGCCAUGAGGUGUUCUUCUCUUCCCUCCCCCUCCCCUUCUAUUUAUUUGGUACCAUUUUUUAGGGGGAAAGGCAGACUGGUGAGCUCAGCUGUGGCUUUGCAGAAUGGGCUUCUCGAUGCAGCAAUGGGAAAGCCAAUAUUUUUCAACCGCUUUUUAAAAGGAGUAAUUUUUUAAUUAGUGAAUCCAUUCUGGAGAAGUGUUGGAGUUUUACAAUGUUGUAGCUGUUCUUGGUGUGUUGCCUAGACUUGGAUGUUCUGGCCAUAAGAAAAUAUUAUUUAUGGCGUUGCAGCUUGCAGCUCUUUUAUAUUAUAAUUUGAGAAAGGAAGUUGCUGUUCCCACCAGUGGACAGAAAAAUAGCAGAAACAAGGACUAUGGACUUCUGAAGGAAGAAAAUAAAUAAAAAUUAAGAGGCAGAAUGGAAACAAACCACUGAGCCAGCCUUGAAUCUUUGCACUCCUGAACAAGCUCAUCCCAGCAUCGCCAUCAGUUGUGCUGGAUGCUGCAGCCAGACCCCUGCCCAAAUGGCAAGGCCAGAGCAGCAGGGACCCCCUCAGCCCUCCCCUGCUCAGGGUUACAUGUGUUCCUAAACAUUUGUGGAUCAGGAUUUUAUUCAUGGGCUAAUGCACACUUGUUUGCUCAUGCCUUACUCAGCCUAAACUCCUAUUGAACUCAAUUAAGGCUGUCAUCUCCAGGAGCACUCAAUGUCAUUUUUGCCCAAGUAAGGGAUGAGUAACGAGGCUCUGAGCAGCCCUUGGAGAAUAGCAGCCAUUUUGUUGCAGUUUUUGGUCCAGAUUUCUUACAAGUUAGCAGCAGGCCAAGGGUGGAAGAAUGCGAUAUGGCUUUAUGAAUCACACACAAUUGCUGAAUGCGCUGGAUGCCUCAGAGCCCGUCGCUUCACGGGCUGAAGCAUUGGCUGUCUUGUCCCAAAACGCUUGAA
Molecule: messenger RNA, 5787 nt
Organism: Zonotrichia leucophrys gambelii
Lineage: Eukaryota; Metazoa; Chordata; Aves; Passeriformes; Passerellidae
Gene: TULP1
Product: TUB like protein 1
Exons: 12
Coding region: 447-1520 (357 amino acids)
Biological process (GO): protein localization to cilium
Cellular component (GO): cilium
Molecular function (GO): actin filament binding
Source: RefSeq, a predicted model, not a curated record